AUGGAUGCUACGGCGGGUACGCCUUCAAUUGCUGUGGACCUUGUGGCAAUGGUUGUGGCGGAUGUUGCGGCGGUUGUGGCUGCGGUGGUGGUUGUGGUUGUGGUGGCUGUGGUGGCUGCGGUGGCUGCGGUGGCUGCGGUUCAUGUUGCGGCAACGGCUGUUGCGGACGUGGCUGUGGCAAUGCCUGCCUUCCUCGUCUCUGGAACUGUGGCAGAUGGCCCUAGACUCCUUCAACAAAAUUGA
Molecule: messenger RNA, 243 nt
Organism: Rodentolepis nana
Lineage: Eukaryota; Metazoa; Platyhelminthes; Cestoda; Cyclophyllidea; Hymenolepididae
Source: the annotation of a GenBank genome assembly